This is a messenger RNA of Protobothrops mucrosquamatus (brown spotted pit viper), 944 nucleotides long. RefSeq names its product snake venom serine protease. Bases 165 to 941 code for a protein of 258 amino acids. The transcript has 6 exons. Gene Ontology annotation, molecular function: serine-type endopeptidase activity. The record is from RefSeq and is a predicted model, not a curated record. Gene Ontology annotation, biological process: proteolysis. Lineage: Eukaryota; Metazoa; Chordata; Lepidosauria; Squamata; Viperidae.
CUUCCAGAUUGUUGGCCACCCAGCUGCUUAAUUUGAUCAAAUAAAGUGCUGCUUGAUCAAGAAGUCUCCACUUGGGUUAUCUGAUUAGAUUGAUACAGUAUCUCAAGUUUAAGUUUGGGACUGGGAUCUUACAGACAGACAGCUUGCCGUGCAGUGUUGAAGCUAUGGAGCUGAUCAGAGUGCUAGCAAACCUUCUGAUACUACAGCUUUCUUACGCACAAAAGUCUUCUGAACUGGUCGUUGGAGGUGAUGAAUGUAACAUAAAUGAACAUCGUUCCCUUGCACUCGUGUAUAUCACUAGCGGUUUUCUCUGCGGUGGGACUUUGAUCCACCCGGAAUGGGUGAUGACCGCUGCACACUGUGACAGGGGAAAUAUUGUCAUAUUCCUUGGUGUGCAUAGCCUAAAGGGACUAAAUAAGGAUGAGCCAACAAGAAUCGCAAAGGAGAAGUUCAUUUGUCACAAUAGGAAAAAAAAUGACGAUAAGGACAAGGACAUCAUGUUGAUCAGGCUGGACAGUCCUGUUAGCAACAGUGAACACAUCGCGCCUAUCAGCUUGCCUUCCAAUCCUCCCAGUGUGGGCACAGUUUGCCGUGUUAUGGGAUGGGGCUCAAUGACGUCUCCUAAUGUGACUUUCCCCGGUGUCCCUCAUUGUGCUAACAUUAACAUAUUCGAUUAUGAGGAGUGUCGAGCAGCUAAACCAGAAUUGCCAGAGAUAAGCAGAACAUUGUGCGCAGGUAUCCUGGAAGGAGGCAAAGGUUCAUGUGACGGUGACUCUGGGGGACCCCUCAUCUGUAAUGGAGAAAUCCAGGGCAUUGUAUCUUGGGGGGGCGAUAUUUGUGCCCAACCGCAUGAGCCUGGCCACUACACCAAGGUCUUCUAUUAUAUUGAUUGGAUCAAGAACAUUAUUGCAGGAAAUACAGAUGCGACCUGCCCCCCGUGAAAA